CUCGUAGUUUGUGUUAUUGUGGUUCGGUAUUCCGCCGAUACUUUAAGUGUGGUUGAAUGAUAAAGUUCACUAGACCACUAAUAUUUCUACAGACAUCAAAAUGUAUUCAUACAUCUGAUAGAAUGCCAAAAAAGAAAGGACAGGUAAAGGCGAAUAAGGGGGAAGCUAGCUGUGAAAGCAAAGCAACAACUACAACUGGUCCAGUAGUUCUCAAUAAAGACGGCUCUCAUAGCAUUAUCAUACAAGCUAAACCAGGUGCUAAACACAAUUCAAUAACAGAUAUUUCAAGUGAAAGUGUUGGUGUACAGAUUGCAGCUCCUCCUUUGGAUGGGGAAGCUAACACUACUUUGGUGAAAUAUCUAGCAUUAGUGUUGAAUGUAAGAAAAAGUGAUGUUUCAUUAGAUAGGGGGUCGAGAUCUCGAAGCAAGAUAGUGAAAAUCAUGGCAGACAAAUUAUCUUUAGACGACAUUGUUACAAAACUCACAGCUGAAAUGGAACGAUGACUUAUGUUGUCCAGAUAAUGAUAAUGGAACAUUUUGACUACCGUGUUUAAUGGUAACUUUUCUAGUUGACAUCUGCCUUAGUGUAGCAUUUUUUCAUUAUUUCAGUUGUUUCAAUGCAUUUGCAUGACAAAACGACAGUUGAG
Molecule: messenger RNA, 646 nt
Organism: Saccoglossus kowalevskii
Lineage: Eukaryota; Metazoa; Hemichordata; Enteropneusta; Harrimaniidae
Product: UPF0235 protein C15orf40 homolog
Cellular component (GO): cytoplasm
Source: RefSeq, a predicted model, not a curated record